GGCCUUACCGAAGCAAAACCAGCAUCCGUCACAGUUAUCGUGCACGUUUCUCGUCCUUGCCGUUGGCCUUACGCACGCAUUCGAUCAUGUCCGGAAUGUAUGGUCAGAGCCGUGAAGCGGUGCGAGUGAAAGUGAAGAAAUGCGAGAAGAAUGUCCCUUCGGAAACGAGGAAAUUUAGCGUAGAUCCUCAAAUUACCAACCUUGAGGUGCUGUACUCGCUGCUUGCGAAAGCGUUCGAUUUAAAGACCGACUUUGGCAUCAGCUACAAAGUGAUCGAAGCGAACGGACAAGAAAGCUACCUAGUCGUACUGUCCGACUGGGAUCUGGAAGCUGCCUUCCUGCGGGCCCAUAAUCAAUCCAUCGCUAGCAAGAGUGAACCAUGUCUAAACCUUCGCGUCGAUAUAAAACCCUUCUCGGAAGCUUCGGAAUGGGACGGAAAUGGUACGGCCACAACCACCAGCAUACCGCGCGAAUUGGUAUCGCUACAGCAAUCGAUUGGCGCAGGGCAGAAGUAUGUGCAGAACAAGCUGCCCGGAUUGAUUAUGAACCAGAUGGAGAAAACGUUCUCGAUGGUGCAGCGAGCGUUCAAUCUGGUCGAGGAUCCAUUGCUAACACAACCGAUAAGGCCUCCAUUGGCGGAUGCCGAGUUCCGCAAGCUGCAAGAUUCGGUUGGACAAAUUUUAGCUCCUGAACAGCUGCGCAAAGUGAUCUAUCUCGGUGGAAUCGAUCCUAGCUUGAGGCGCGUUGUGUGGAAACACAUACUGAACGUUUACCCCGAUGGCAUGACGGGUCGCGAACGUAUGGAAUACAUGAAAAAGAAAUCAGCGGAAUACUAUCGAUUGCGUGACGUUUGGCGCAGUACGAUGCAGCGAGGGAACAUCGUCGGUGAGCUAGCGUACGUGACCAGCAUGGUACGGAAGGAUGUCCUGCGCACCGAUCGGCUACACGCGUUCUAUGCCGGCAGCGACGACAACCAGAACAUUGCCGCACUGUUCAACGUGCUCACGACGUACGCACUGAAUCAUCCGGCCGUCAGCUACUGUCAGGGCAUGUCGGACAUUGCCUCACCGUUGCUGGUAACGAUGGGCGAUGAGGCACAGGCGUACAUCUGCUUCUGUGCCAUCAUGGCGCGGCUCAGCUGCAACUUUAUGCUGGAUGGUAUAGCGAUGACGCUCAAGUUUUCCCACCUAUCCGAAGCGCUACAGUACUACGAUCCGGAUUUUUUCGCCUAUCUUAAACAUCACCAGGCAGAUGAUUUGCUAUUCUGUUACCGGUGGCUGCUGUUGGAGAUGAAGCGUGAAUUUGCGUUUGAUGAUGCGCUGCGGAUGUUGGAGGUGCUGUGGAGCUCGUUACCACCGAUGGCACCGAAGGGUGAGUUGGCACUGUACGAACGAGAGUAUGAGCCUCCGCCACCGGAUGAAAGCGCGCAUCCGCCACCCAGUCAAAGUCCUUCGGUAAUGUUGCGAACACCACGGGAAAAUCCUUACACCAAGGUUUGCGCUCUCCGACGGCAGAGUUCGGCCCUGUCGCUCAGCUCGUCCUGUUGCACCUCGACGAAUCCACUCGCGAAUCAAUCGAGCCGGUACGAUCGCUAUGGUGGAGUCGGUGUUGGUGGUCGGCUGGAUGCGUCCCGACGGCUUAAUCUUAGCUUGGAUGAGAAUAUAACGCGGGAAAACAUUUACUCUACCAAGGUGGGACACGUGCAAAAGGUACACCAGAGCUUGGAUGAAGCAAAGAUCGCUCUGGUGAAGCAGCGAAAGAUCGUGAGAAGCGUUGGUGAUGACGAUAACAUACAGGAAGGGUUCGAAAUGACACAAGGUGCAGUCCCGGGUGAGGAUGACAAUGCAACCGAUGUAGAGGACAGUGUGUUCCAUUCACCGCAACAUCAGCCUGCCACAAAAGGAGGCAGCAGCACCAGCAAAACGAAUCCUUUUAUUGACGGAUCGAUGGAAAGUGUUUCCACGCAGGAGCCGGUCGUUGAAGAGUUUAAAACCGAAUCUUCAACUCCCGGCACGAACAGCAGCAGUGCGGCCAGCAGUGUACGAAACUCGCCCGUAAUAGGACGCAGUCGAAGUCUUUUCUCAACGUCCGCCGCCACGGGGAAAAUGAUCGCACGACAACUAAGCAAUCAAAAGAAACAUUUCACUUCUACGGCCGGUGGUAGUUCGAGUGGUGGUGGAACGGGUGGGGUAGGACAUUUUCACGACCUCAAAGAAAAGCUUGCCGCAAGUCGGAAAGGCAUUUUUGCUUCACUCGACAAAUCACAGCAUAGUCUGGACGGUGGAAGUACUACGCUGGUAGACGGAACAGUAACGGCACGAUCAAACCAACAGGUAGAAAAAUCGAAACCAAAAUUGGUGAAAAAUUUCAAUGAGUUCCUUAACUUUGCCGCGAUUAACAAGAGCCGCAUUAGCGAUCGUUUGGUAACGAAAAAGAUGCUUUCGAACAAUGCAAAUAAUAGCUGUUCGAUCGAUUCUACCACCAGCAGCUACACGACGACCACGACCACCGGUGGGAUGGGAGUUGGUGAGGUAUCGCGGGACGAUUCAACGGAAACGAUCGAAUACAAUGAGCUGAAACCGAAACCCGUCAUCAAGCUGACAAAAUCAUCGUUUGAUGAUUCCGAUUCUUCCGCAACAAGUGUAGGUAUGGGGAUGGAUUCGAUCGCAACAACCACAGCACUUUCCCGAUCGAGCGAUAAUAGUAGCUUUAUUGUGGACGAUAGUUCUACUUCCGCUUCGCCAAUACACAUCCGACGCGAAGAACCGGACCAACCGGUUGCGAAUCCUCGUCCAACGGACUUGUUUGUAGUCGGGUCUUCCGCCAUAGUUGCGGCCGGAGGAGAUGGUAGCAGUCCGGAUGAUUCGCAAGAAUACUUCCCGAUGACAACGUCCAUGACGCGGGAAUUACGACUAGAAUUGGAAAAUCUCGAUCGACACGUGUUCGGGAACGAUUUCCACAGCAAGCAGCAACGCUUUUAUACGCUCAGCAGUUGUAUAGAUCUGGAAACGCCUCCCGAAAGUGGUGACUCCGCAAUGGCACCGAUCGAGCCAGCCGGUACCAAUCGUACAACAAUCGCCUACAGCAAGCUCGACAAUAAUGGCAGCAGUUUACCGCGCACACUAGAAGCGAUGGAAAUUGAAUCAAUUGAUGAAAUCUGUGAUCGUUCCCCGGGCGAACAAGCAGGAACCGAGGAGACCCGAAAGGAAGACACCGUAGUACGGUACCGGGAGAAACCGGGUCGACGGCGCACGGGAGGAGGAGCAACCGGGAGCAUUGUGAGCGAAAAUCGAGACAGCAAACGUAUCAGCACGUCCAGUGCCAACGUUAGCAGCGAUGUGUUUGUGUGGGAAAACCCACUACACCAGGAGUGUGGGGAUGACGAUGGCGAACAGGUAAGUCCGGUAUCGGGUGGUAUGGUAACGGGCGAGGUGACGCAGAUACAGCAGCGUACGGCAACGACACCGGACGAACAUCCGGAGCUAGAGUACGAUGGGGAAAUUAUAGAGGAAACGACACUGGGCAAGAAAUCCGUCACACCGAUACGGUUGGUUCGAAAAAAUGGCGACCGUUCGGUGCCGGGUUCGGCACGGAAUUCGAUGAUUUUGCCCGAUUCUUCCGACUCGUCGGAUGAUUCCCCGCUAUCGAGAUCACCCGCAGCGGUAAAGUUUAAAUUUCAUCCCAACAAUCCUUUCUUCGAUGCUGCUUCGAAUGCGAUCGAUAACCGACCGACGGCUCUGUUGCAUAUGGCCCACGAUGAUGCCGGUGAGGGGGAACUGUUAGAACAGGGUACGGAAGCUUCCGGUGUUUCACCGGUAAAUGUACAGGCCACAGAAAGUGUUGCUGCGGGGUCGUCUCAACCGGAAGUAUUAGCUUCUCCAACAAUCAUCUCUUCACUUCCGCUCGAACCAGGUGCGCUUGAUGUGAACUUUGGUGAGUCUGGACCAACUGGAAUCGGCUCAGUUCCACUGCCCCCCACAAGCACCAUUCCUAGUAUGAAAGUGGCGGGAGUUCUACCACCACCGCAAGAGUUCGGUGGCGGCAAUCCGUUCCUUAUGUUUCUUUGCCUAACAAUACUGCUGCAGCAUCGUGACUACAUCAUGAAAACGGGGAUGGACUACAACGAGAUGGCAAUGCAUUUCGAUAAGAUGGUACGCAAGCACAAUGUAACACGCGUACUAAACCAGGCUCGCCAGAUGUAUGCUGAAUAUCGGCGGAUGUACCAGCAGCAGCUGAUGGCGAGCGGUGGUGGGGGCAAGAGUAGUUUGCCAGGUUCUGUAUCGAUGAUGGCAAACAGCUACCACGGGAGCAUGAGUCUCGGUAGUGGUGUUUCCGGAUCAGAUUUGCUCGCCCGAAAAGCGUCGGCACCGGAAGUUAGCUCGGCACGUCGAAAUACUGGCGGUGAUUUGACGCUCGUGACGUAG
Anopheles maculipalpis is the source of this 4424-nucleotide messenger RNA. RefSeq lists its product as uncharacterized. The transcript is spliced from 3 exons. Gene Ontology annotation, molecular function: GTPase activator activity. Lineage: Eukaryota; Metazoa; Arthropoda; Insecta; Diptera; Culicidae. The record is from RefSeq and is a predicted model, not a curated record. Gene Ontology annotation, cellular component: autophagosome. The coding region runs from base 87 to 4424 and encodes 1445 amino acids. Gene Ontology annotation, biological process: regulation of autophagosome maturation; activation of GTPase activity.